CAGGGGAAAAAAGGCAGCUUCGCCCCCACGCUUUGCACUCCGGACAAUUAGCCGCCCGCGACUGGCUGUGCCCGGCGCGGGUCUUAAUUCGGGGAGCCCCCCUCGGCCUCGGCCCAGCAUGCCCUGCCCUAGCGCUGGCCCUCCCGGCUUCCUGGCCCUCUUGGCCCCUGGACUAGCGCUGCUGGCUCACCUCUCGCUCCCCUCGCAAGCCGGGGUGAGGCGCCUUCCCGCCGGGACUGGCCCGCAGGGCGCCCCGGGCCGGACGCUCAUCCUCCUGGACGUGAGCGCCAGGAGCCCCCUCCGCGUCACCAGCGAGAACUUCCUCUCGCUGCAGCUGGAUCCCUCCAUCCUCCACGACGGCUGGCUGGACUUCCUCAGCUCCCGGCGCCUGGUGACCCUGGCUCGUGGCCUGGCGCCCGCCUUCCUCCGCUUCGCCGGCAAGAGGACCGACUUCUUGCAGUUCCAGAACGUGAAGAACCCUGCCAAGAGUCGAGGCGGACCCGGACCCGACUACUACCUCAAGAACUACGAGGACGACAUCAUUCGCAGUGAUAUUGCCUUGGAUAAACAGAAAGGCUGCAAGAUUGCCCAGCACCCAGAUAUCAUGUUGGAGCUACAGAGGGAAAAGGCAGCUCAGAUGCACCUGGUUCUCCUCAAGGAGCAGUUUUCCAACACUUACACCAAUCUCACACUAACAGCCAGGUCUCUAGACAAACUCUAUAAUUUUGCUGACUGUUCUGGCCUCCACCUCAUCUUUGCAUUGAACGCACUGCGCCGGAACCCCAACAAUUCCUGGAACAGCUCCAAUGCCCUCAGCUUGCUCAAGUACAGUGCCAGCAAGAAGUACAACAUCUCCUGGGAGUUGGGCAAUGAACCAAAUAACUACCGCACCCUGACAGGGCGAGCAGUAAAUGGUACUCAGUUGGGCAAAGACUACAUGCAACUGAAGAGCCUGUUGCAGCUGAUCCGCACCUACUCCAGAGCCAGCUUGUAUGGGCCCAACAUUGGGAGGCCUAGGAAGAACGUUGUGGCCCUUCUAGAUGGGUUCAUGAAGGUGGCAGGGAACACAGUGGAUGCUGUUACCUGGCAACAUUACUACCUUGAUGGCCGAGUGGCCAAGGUGACGGACUUCCUGAAAACGCGCCUGUUAGACACACUCUCUGACCAGAUCAGGAAAAUCCAGAAAGUUGUCAAUGCACAUGUGCCUGGAAAAAGGAUUUGGCUCGAGGGCAUCGGAGCCACCUCUGAAGGAGGCAUCACCAACCUCUCAGAUUCCUAUGCUGCCAGUUUCCUGUGGCUGAACUCUCUUGGGAUGUUGUCCAGUCAGGGCAUUGAUGUAGUAAUGCGUCACUCAUUUUUUGACCAUGGGCACAACCAUCUUGUGGACCAGAACUUCAACCCUUUGCCGGAUUACUGGCUCUCCCUGCUCUACAAGCGACUUGUCGGGCCCAGGGUGCUCUCUGUGCAUGUGGCCGGGCUGCAGAGGAAACCUCGACUUGGCAGGGUGAUCCGUGAUAAACUGCGCAUCUAUGCUCAUUGCACCAGCUACUACAACCACAACUAUGUCCGCGGCUCCAUCACACUUUACAUCAUCAACCUGCACCGGUCCCGGAAGAAAAUCAAGCUGGUGGGAACCCUUCGUGACAAGCUUGUCCAUCAGUAUGUGCUGCAGCCCUAUGGGCAGGAAGGGCUACACUCUAGGUCAGUGCAGCUUAAUGGGCAGCCGCUCACCAUGGUGGACGACGGGACUUUGCCCACGCUGAAGCCUCGCCCCCUCCGCCCUGGCCGGACCCUGGUCAUCCCACCGCUCACGAUGAGCUUCUAUGUGGUGAAGAACGUUAAUGCCCUGGCCUGCCGAUACCGGUAGCUCCACCCACCCCACUGCCAAGGACAGACCUGCUAGGCCUCGGGGUGGGGGCAUCUGCUGCCAAGGGCUUCCUUCUUGGGUAGACUAGGCAGGUAGCACAGAGAAAGGAGACUGAAGAAUCGCUAUGGGUGCCCGCAAGCACUGGGCAUCCGUGGAUGGCGUGUGGUUAUGAUGUCAACAACACCAUAUGCAGUGGCUCCUCCUCCAUAAUGAAUUAGGAGAGAAAGAGGGGGGGGUGUCAAAGUCAGAUCCACCCCCCUCUUAUGGAAAAAGCAUUAAGCCAGAGUCAAGAGGAAUUGCCCAGCAAGCUGUCCCACUGAAGGAUGGAGCACUGAGUUGCUGCUUCAGAAACUUGGAAGAGCACAGAAACCUGAACCUUCUGCAAAAUGACAGAUCCAGGGAAGCUGCACAGAGCAUCCUGCCCUUGACAGCCUGGGAAACGUCUUAAACCCUGUGCAGAGAUGACGAUCAUAUAGUGGAGACAUUGUGCCACCUUGUGGGCAGGCGGAAAGGCUCUGAUAGAAAUAGGAGGCCCUGGCUUUAUUUGCUGAACACAUGCAAGGGCAGGAUGCAGAACUGAUCAAAAGGAAAAGCCUCAGAAUCAUCCUGGGCCCCUUCAGCUUUAGUACUGUAUUCCUUUGGGCGCUGCUCCCUCUGCUGGCAACUGGCAGUAGAACAAGCUAUGCAGCUGUCGGGCAUUGGAUGGAGCACACUGGCUAUGCAAACAGAGGCAGUUGCACAUGGCGCUACGAGGCAUGUGCGCAUGCAGGAGCCAAAAUAGCCUCAUAUAGAAAUAAGCAGCCAGUUGGUCUGCAGGAGAAAGAUGUGCAGCAUAUGUCCAUCCAGAUCAGACGAGCCACUGGGGUGUCUGCAGCUGUUUUGAGUCCUGUGGCAUUGUGGGGUGGGGGAAGAAGAGGUUUGGUCUUGGCUACUGUCAAAUUAUGCUGCCUUCUGGGAGCAUUUGCUGUAAAUGUUAAUUAUUAAAUUAUAUUUUCUGAAGAACUCUAAAAGAUC
Messenger RNA from Lacerta agilis (Sand lizard), 2881 nucleotides. RefSeq names its product heparanase 2 (inactive) (gene HPSE2). Gene Ontology annotation, molecular function: hydrolase activity, acting on glycosyl bonds. The transcript has 12 exons. Gene Ontology annotation, cellular component: membrane; extracellular matrix. NCBI's taxonomy places the organism in Eukaryota, Metazoa, Chordata, Lepidosauria, Squamata, Lacertidae. The coding region runs from base 119 to 1867 and encodes 582 amino acids. The record is from RefSeq and is a predicted model, not a curated record.